This is a messenger RNA of Oikopleura dioica, 1389 nucleotides long. Lineage: Eukaryota; Metazoa; Chordata; Appendicularia; Copelata; Oikopleuridae. The record is from the annotation of a GenBank genome assembly.
AUGUCGGUAGAAGGUGAAGUAAAGGAUCAGGUCGAGGAGAUGAAAAUUGACGAGCCUGUGGCAGAGGGAGCAGAAGCUCCAGCUCAGGAUGCGCCUAAGAAAAAGAAGAAGAACAAGAAGAAGAAGAAAAACAAUGCAAGCAAAGAAGGAGAAGGUGACCAAGGCGACGCUCCCGCAGAAGGUGAGGACGCCGACGAAGGCGGAGAGAGUAAAUCGAAGAAGAAGCGCAAUCGAAAGCGAAAUAAGAAAGUUCAGCAGACUGAUCCGCCCACGAUCGCGAUCAAAGAUAUUUUCAAGAAUGGAGUCUUCCCUGUUGGACAAGAAUGUGAAUACCCUACUCAGUCUGAUAUGCGAUCGGCUAUCUGGAGGCAGACGAACGAAGAGCGUAAAAACGCCGACAAGCUUUGGGAAGAGAUUUGGAAUGACCAUCGUCAGGCUGCCGAGGCUCAUCGAACGACGCGAAAGCAUCUGCAGGAUUUCAUCAAGCCUGGCAUGUCGAUGAUUGAAAUUUGUGAGAAACUGGAGGCCGCUUCAAGAGCUACAAUCGGCGAAAGUGGGCUGGAUGCUGGUCUUGCUUUCCCAACUGGUUGUUCGUUGAAUCACUGCGCUGCUCAUUACACUCCAAACGCUGGAGAUAAGACCGUCUUACAGUAUGAUGACGUCUGCAAGAUUGAUUUCGGUACGCACGUCAAUGGUCGAAUUAUUGACUCUGCCUUUACUGUUGCGUUCAAUCCCAAAUAUGACCGUCUUUUGGAAGCUGUCAAGGAUGCAACGAAUACGGGUAUCAAGAACGCUGGUAUCGACGCCCGACUGAAUGAAAUUGGUGCAAUCAUUCAGGAAACAAUGGAAAGUUAUGAAGUCGAACUCGACGGAAAGACCUAUCAAGUAAAAUCGAUUCGUAACCUAUCUGGUCACUCGAUCGAGCAGUAUCGUAUCCAUGCGGGCAAAUCAGUGCCGAUCGUCGGCCCUGCUUCGGACCGAUACUCCGCUUAUCACGGAGACCCUCUCAUGGAGGAAAACGAAGUGUACGCCAUUGAAACCUUCGGCUCAACUGGCAAAGGCUACGUCCACGAUGACAUGGAUUGCUCUCACUACAUGAUCGAGUACAACAGCAUCAACGACACGCCACAAGUCAGAACUGGUGGAGCGCGAAAACUCUUCCACACGCUCAAGAAGAACUUCGGAACUCUCGCUUUCUGCCGAAGAUGGAUCGACAGACUCGGUGAAACUCGAUACCUUGGCAACUUAAAGCAACUUAUCGAUGCUGGAGUCGUCGAUGCUUAUCCACCACUUUGCGAUGUCAAGGGUUGCUUCACUGCCCAAUACGAACACACCAUUCUGAUGCGACCUACUUGCAAGGAAGUUGUUUCGCGAGGCGACGACUACUAA